This is a messenger RNA of Coregonus sp. 'balchen', 5326 nucleotides long. The record is from the annotation of a GenBank genome assembly. NCBI's taxonomy places the organism in Eukaryota, Metazoa, Chordata, Actinopteri, Salmoniformes, Salmonidae.
AUGUGGAAAGUGCGGAAUCAACGCCCCGCCGAGAGUGAGGAGGACUCCGAUAUUGAGAACCUGUUAGCCGCUCUGACACCAGCCGAGGUGGAAGAGCUGCAGUGCGAACUGACUGUUAUUGACCCGGAUCAAACUGUGCCAGUCGGGCACCGGCAGAGGAACCAGACAGACAAGCAGCCGUCAAUAAAAUACAAUAGAGGGGCGAUGCUUGAUUACUGUGAGCGCGAAACCAAGAAACUCAUUCAAAGGGAGCUGUCCUUUGAGGUAUGAUGUCAAUGUUGUAAGCUGUGCGUAAAGGGCAGCUUGUACCAAGAAAAAAAUACAAUAGUUAGGAGUGGCAUGCUGGUUGAACCCUGAAAUUGUGUUAUUACAGUACGAAUAGUGUAUCCUAAAUGUUUGAACAGCUGUCAAUCGAGUACUUCAAGAUGGCCUACCAAUUUGACAUCUUAUUCAAGUGCCUAAGUAUAUCAGGACCCUCACCCUGUCAACCCUGGAUUCCAGACAUGGUGCAGUGAUUUCAGGAUUCAAGACCAGGGAUGAUGGGGGUUAUCAGGCAGAUGAAAAUACUAUUGUGGCCAAUAUUUCACCCACUAACUUCAAAUAUAACUGCUGUUAGUGUCGCUACUGGAAAUAAAUAAAUAAUAAUUGUAUGGAGUUUGACAGAAAUAGGAAUACAGACAUACAGUGGGGUCCAAAAUGAUUGACACCCUUGCUAAAGAUGAGCAAAAAUGACUAUAAAAUAAUUAAUUGAAAUACUGAGCUGUAUUGAACGCAACCAAAAAAAAUGGGGGAAUAUUAUUUUAUACUAAUACAAUGGCUUAGAGAAAGAGAUUUUAUUUAACAAGCAAUAUUUUAUUUUCUCAAAAAGGUAGGGGUCAAAAUUAUUGACACCCCUGUUUUCAAUACCUUGCAAUACCUCACCUUGGUGGAUCUUUGAUGUCAUGGGGCUAUUUUGAAUCCACUGGUCCUGGGGCCCUUGUCAAGGUCAACAGCAUCAUGAACUUUACCCAGUACCAGGACAUUUUAGCCAAAAACCUGGUUGCCUCUGCCAGGAGGCUGAACUUGGCCGCAAGUGGAUCUUCCAGUAAGACAAUAACCCCAAGCACACAUCAAAAUCCACAAAGAAAUUGUUAAUUGACCACAAAAUCAACAUUUUGCAAUGGGCUAUCUCAGUCUCUGGACUUGAAAAGCAUUGAAAACCUGUGGUUUGAAUUGAAGAGGGCAGUCCAUAAACGCAGACGAAGGAUAUCAAGGAUCUGGAAGGAUUCUGUAUGGAGGAAUGGCCUAAGAUCCCUCCCAACUCAUAAAACAUUUUAGGAAAAGGCUCAGUGCCGUUAUCCUUGCACGGUGAGGUAUUGAAAGUUAUUGAAAACAGUCAUUUUUACCUCUACCUUUUUGAGAAAUAAAAAUAUUACUUGGUAAACCAAAUCUUUCUCUGAGCAAUUGUAUUAGUAUAAAAUAUAAAUAUGACAUAUCACACAAGUCACAGAUCUUGACUAUGACAAUACCAGUGUCCUAUUUUGUAAAUGAAGUUUAUUUUUUCAGAUGAUACAGUAAUAUCCUAAUGAUUAAUGAAGAGAAGCUUAGACACUGAGCUUACCUUUAGAGACCCAGAGUAUGUUGACACUCAGCUGUUGGAUAAAGCCUCCAACAGGUGACAAGUAAGGAAACAUGAGCUAUGUUGUAACAGCUGCGUGUAUAGAGACUAUUGAGAAUUCUUGUUGUUUGAAAAGGAUCCAGAGCAAGGGUACGGAAGACCCAGUGUGAACAGGCAAAAUGUCACCUACACACUGGGGCAUCAUAACUCUGAGGAGUUGCUAGGCAGCCCCAUUUUUUAAAUCAUAAACAAAUGAGCCCCUGAGCCCUGAAGAGAAAAGCUACUGCAUCAUCUUGAGAAGUGUUUUCAUUACUUGGUAACAAGAAAUGUGUUGUAGGUGUUAUGUGAUAAAUGCAUACCAUAUCAUGGUUGGAUUUUGUGUCAGUGUGUAUUUGAGGGAAUACAAUUCUGUUGAGUGCAUGUAAUUGGCAUUACAUAUAUAUUGACCACUAUACCAUGCCAUGUAUAAAUAGCAGGAUAUAUGAUUCACAUUGUAUUAAAAUGUUAACUAUACUACUACUAUAUAAUUGGUUAUCAAUACUUAAAUUCCAUCCUACAAAGCUGUACUUGGCCAUCUGUAGGGUGUUUGGUGUAGAUAUUUUGUAUGUUGUUUUGUUUUCACAAAGCCCAUCUGGAGAAGGUUUUGGUGAACAAGGUAAAAUACAGGCUCAUGGAAUAAUGAGUCUGGCUAAUGCUGGUUCCAGUUCUAAGACGAAUGAAAUUCCAGAGCAGAAGGCUCCUCGCUCUGACCCAUACUACCUUUUAAGGAAACAUCUGCCAGAGAUACUAACACAGUGGCUCGCAGAUCCCUACCCAUGCAUCGCCCUGUAUGGGAUGCAAAAGCCCUGAUUGCUAUAUGCAAGAUAUACCGUUUUCCAGAGGGUGUUCGUAGAGGCAAUGUUCCAUAGGUUUUCCAGAGGGUGUUCGUAGAGGCAAUGUUCCAUAGGUUUUCCAGAGGGUGUUCGUAGAGGCAAUGUUCCAUAGGUUUUCCAGAGGGUGUUCGUAGAGGCAAUGUUCCAUAGGUUUUCCAGAGGGUGUUCGUAGAGGCAAUGUUCCAUAGGUUUUCCAGAGGGUGUUCGUAGAGGCAAUGUUCCAUAGGUUUUCCAGAGGGUGUUCGUAGAGGCAAUGUUCCAUAGGUUUUCCAGAGGGUGUUCGUAGAGGCAAUGUUCCAUAGGUUUUCCAGAGGGUGUUCGUAGAGGCGAUGUUCCAUAGGUUUUCCAGAGGGUGUUCGUAGAGGCAAUGUUCCAUAGGUUUUCCAGAGGGUGUUCGUAGAGGCAAUGUUCCAUAGGUUUUCCAGAGGGUGUUCGUAGAGGCAAUGUUCCAUAGGUUUUCCAGAGGGUGUUCGUAGAGGCAAUGUUCCAUAGGUUUUCCAGAGGGUGUUCGUAGAGGCAAUGUUCCAUAGGUUUUACAUGGGCUGUGUCCUAACGUACGGACAUAGACAUUCCAGAAGCAUUCAGAAAAUAUUUUCUAAAUGAAAAAAUAUAUACGUACAGUGAGGGGAAAAAGUAUUUGAUCCCCUGCUGAUUUUGUACGUUUGCCCACUGACAAAGACAUGAUCAGUCUAUAAUUUUAAUGGUAGGUUUAUUUGAACAGUGAGAGACAGAAUAACAACAAAAAAAUCCAGAAAAACACAUGUCAAAAAUGUUAUAAAUUGAUUUGCAUUUUAAUGAGGGAAAUAAGUAUUUGACCCCCUCUCAAUCAGAAAGAUUUCUGGCUCCCAGGUGUCUUUUAUACAGGUAACGAGCUGAGAUUAGGAGCACACUCUUAAAGGGAGUGCUCCUAAUCUCAGUUUGUUACCUGUAUAAAAGACACCUGUCCACAGAUGUUUACAAAUUUCAACACUUUUUGUACAUAGUCCCCCCAUUUUAGUGGAGAAAAAGUAUUAGGACAAAUUCACUUACAGUGAGGGGAAAAAAAGUAUUUGAUCCCCUGCUGAUUUUGUACGUUUGCCCACUGACAAAGAAAUGAUCAGUCUAUAUAAAAGACACCUGUCCACAGAAGCAAUCAAUCAAUCAGAUUCCAAACUCUCCACCAUGGCCAAGACCAAAGAGCUCUCCAAAGAUGUCAGGGACAAGAUUGUAGACCUACACAAGGCUGGAAUAGGCUACAAGACCAUCGCCAAGCAGCUUGGUGAGAAGGUGACAACAGUUGGUGCGAUUAUUCGCAAAUGGAAGAAACACAAAAUAACUGUCAAUCUCCCUCGGCCUGGGGCUCCAUGCAAGAUCUCACCUCGUGGAGUUGCAAUGAUCAUGAAAACGGUGAGGAAUCAGCCCAGAACUACACGGGAGGAUCUUGUCAAUGAUCUCAAGGCAGCUGGGACCAUAGUCACCAAGAAAACAAUUGGUAACACACUACGCCGUGAAGGACUGAAAUCCUGCAGCGCCCGCAAGGUCCCCCUGCUCAAGAAAGCACAUAUACAGGCCCGUCUGAAGUUUGCCAAUGAACAUCUGAAUGAUUCAGAGGAGAACUGGGUGAAAGUGUUGUGGUCAGAUGAGACCAAAAUCGAGCUCUUUGGCAUCAACUGAACUUGCCGUGUUUGGAGGAGGAGGAAUGCUGCCUAUGACCCCAAGAACACCAUCCCCACCGUCAAACAUGGAGGUGGAAACAUUAUACUUUGGGGGUGUUUUUCUGCUAAGGGGACAGGACAACUUCUCCACAUCAAAGGGACAAUGGACAGGGCCAUGUACCGUCAAAUCUUGGGUGAGAACCUCCUUCCCUCAGCCAGGGCAUUGAAAAUGGGUCGUGGAUGGGUAUUCCAGCAUGACAAUGACCCAAAACACACGGCCAAGGCAACAAAGGAGUGGCUCAAGAAGAAGCACAUUAAGGUCCUGGAGUGGCCUAGCCAGUCUCCAGACCUUAAUCCCAUAGAAAAUCUGUCGAGGGAGCUGAAGAUUCGAGUUGCCAAACGUCAGCCUCAAAACCUUAAUGGCUUGGAGAAUAUCUGCAAAGAGGAGUGGAACAAAAUCCCUCCUGAGAUGUGUGCAAACCUGGUGGCCAACUACAAGAAACGUCUGACCUCUGUGAUUGCCAACAAGGGUUUUGCCACCAAGUACUAAGUCAUGGGCGGCAGGUAGCUUAGUGGUUAAGAGCGUUGUGCCAGUAACCGAAAGGUCGCUGGUUCUAAUCCCCGAGCCAACUAGGUGAAAAAUCUGUCGAUGUGCCCUUGAGCAAGGCACUUAACCCUAAUUGCUCCUGUAAGUCGCUCUGGAUAAGAGCGUCUGCUAAAUGACGUAAAUGUAAAUGUAAAUGAUGUUUUGCAGAGGGGUCAAAUACUUAUUUCCCUCAUUAAAAUGCAAAUCAAUUUAUAACAUUUUCAACGUGCAUUUUUCCUAAUUUUUUUGCUGUUAUUCUGUCUCUCACUGUUCAAAUAAACCUACCAUUAAAAUUAUAGACUGAUCAUGUCUUUGUCAGUGGGCAAACGUACAAAAUCAGCAGGGGAUCAAAUACUUUUUUCCCCUCACUGUACAUACAGUACAUUGUGUAUUAAAUAAUUAUUAAUCUAAUACUGCACUUCAUACUUGUAUGAUUCAUGCAACUAUCUUUCUUAUGUACUUCAUACUUAAGGAGCCUACAACUGACAGAGUGAAAUGGGAACGCCUGAAGAAGAUGGGGAAGAGCUGUGAUAGUUUCUUCUACUUCAAGUCAGAUGACCUGGAUGACCAGGAUGUCAUGGACCUAAACUUCUCUGCUGUGGAGACCACUAAGGAAGACAUAUCCAAGGACAAAUAG